CCGCCCCGCGCCGCCUUCCGGCCUCCCGCGCGGCCCGACUCCCGUCCCUCGCCUCGGCGCCCACACCCGGGGGCGGCCCGGCCCGCUGUCGCCGCGGGGGCCGCGUCUGGCGCGCAUCUGGAACCGCCCGGCCGGCCGCCCUGGAGCCCGCGCCCGCCCUGGCCCGGCCGCGCCGGGAGCCCUGCCCCGAGCUGGAGCCGCACCUGGAGCCGCGGGCCCGGGGCCCUGAGCCGCGCAGCCGGCGCAUGGUCAACUCGCUGCUGUUCGGGGAGAUGGCCUUGGCCUUCGGCUGCCCGCCGGGCGGCGGCGGCGGGGGCUGCCCCGGCGGCGGCGGCGGCGGCGGCGGCGGCGGCGGCGGCGGCGGCGGCGGCGGGGCCGGGCCGGGGCCGUCCCCGGUGACGGCGGCGCUGCGGGACGACCUGGGCUCCAACAUCCACCUCCUCAAGGGGCUCAACGUGCGCUUCCGCUGCUUCCUGGCCAAGGUGCACGAGCUGGAGCGGCGCAACCGGCUGCUGGAGAAGCAGCUGGAGCAGCAGCAGAGCGAGCGCGAGCGGCGGCUGCGCUACAAGACCUUCUCCCGCGAGCAGGCCGUGCAGACCGGGCCCGAGCUGCUGCGGCCGCCGGCGCCCGGCGCGGGGCUCGGCAGCGGCGGCGGCGGCGGCGGCGGCGGAGCGGCGGCGGGCGCCAACGCCAACGCCAACGCCAACGCCGUGGCCCUGGGCGGCCUGCCCCCCGGCGGCGGCUCGCACCCGCAGCACUACGGCCGCCUGCCCGGGACCAUCUGGAGCUACACGCAGGUGCGGCGCACGGGCGGCGGCGGCGUGGAGACCGUGCAGGGCCCCGGCGUGUCGUGGGUGCACCCCGACGGCGUGGGCGUGCAGAUCGACACCAUCACGCCCGAGAUACGCGCGCUCUACAACGUGCUGGCCAAGGUGAAGCGCGAGCGCGACGAGUACAAGCGGAGGUGGGAGGAGGAGCUUGCCAAGCGCAUGAACCUGCAGACCAUGGUGGACACGCUGCAGGAGGCGGCGCAGGAGGCUGAAGCCAUCCAGGAGGAGAUGAACGAGAAGAUCGAACGGCUCAAGGCCGAGCUGGUGGUGUUUAAGGGGCUCAUGAGUGAUCCCAUGACAGACCUGGACACAAAGAUCCAAGAAAAGGCCAUGAAGGUGGACAUGGACAUCUGUCGCCGGAUCGAUAUCACGGCCAAGCUGUGCGAUGUCGCACAGCAACGGAACUCGGAAGACGUGUCCAAGAUCUUCCAGGUGGUCCCCAAAAAGAAAGAGCGUAAGGUGGCUUCGGACGAUGACAUCUCCGAGCAGGACGGGGAAGUGAACCGGUUCUCGGACGACGAGGUCGGCUCCAUGAACAUCACAGACGAGAUGAAGCGCAUGUUUAACCAGCUGCGGGAGACCUUUGAUUUUGACGACGACUGUGACAGCCUGACGUGGGAAGAGAAUGAAGACACACUGCUGCUCUGGGAGGACUUCACCAACUGCAACCCAACCAUCGACCUGCAGGGCGAGCAAGAGGAAAAUUUGGGCAACUUGAUCCAUGAAACAGAAUCCUUCUUCAAGACGAGGGACAAGGAGUACCAGGAAACCAUUGGCCAGAUCGAGCUGGAGCUGGCCACAGCCAAGAGCGACAUGAACCGACACUUGCAUGAGUACAUGGAGAUGUGCAGCAUGAAACGUGGCCUGGAUGUGCAGAUGGAGACCUGCCGUCGGCUCAUCAAAGGCUCUGCAGACAGGAACUCACCGUCCCCCAGCUCCGUGGCCAGCAGUGACUCAGGAAGUACAGACGAGAUCCAGGACGAGUUUGAGCGGGAGGCGGACGUGGAGCCCAUGGUCAGCUGAUGAUGGAGGCCCCCCGUGCGGGCUGGUCUCGGUGAUGGGGCCUCUGCUUCCUCUCCCCGCGGGGCCAGGAAGGCUCCUCGGAGUGGGGGUCCGGUCCUCACCACACAGACUCCCUCUGCCCUCCCUUGGCUGGAGGCCCCAGGGGACCGCUGCUUCCUCCCUUCCACCCCACCACCAACCAGUGCCCCUUCUCCAUCCACCCACCCACCCACCCACCACCCACCCAAGGAAUGGUGCUGUCAAUUUCUAUCGUUCUCCACAUUACAAAUGUAGACUUCUGUCCGGACGAUGCAGUGUUAACUGUGCCUUUUCCCUUAAGCUGAGCCACUUUGAGCUCCAAAGAAUUCUUCCUAGCAGGUGUUUUUAUACAAAACUCUAAGGUGAGGGCGGGGCCCCUGGCGUGGGAUCAUGUGGAUGUCUACCCUCCCACCUGCUCCUCUGAUUGGCCAUGACCUCUGCCCUCCCCGCCUCUGCCUGGCCAGUGCUGACCUUGGGGUGGUCCACCUACCCCCCACCACCCGCACCCCAGGAAGGAGCUGUUUGCCUGUGCAACCUUUCCAGGCCUGGGCGGUGUGUGUGGGGGGUUACCCCGACCCCCACCCCCCACCCCAAGUGUUUUUUUUACUUACCGACCGAGAGAAAAGAUGGAAGGAGGGAGGGCAGACAAAAUUUUAUUUUCUUUUUUGGAUCGAGUGGCAAAGCGGAGGGACAAGGCACCAUGGGGGAAAGUGGAAUCUCACUGUGUUUAAACUACUAUGCAAAAAAAAAAAAAAACAAAAAAACCCACAAAAAAAACAAAAAAAACAACCCACAAAACAAACAAACAAAAAAAGCAGCUUGCCUUAUAUCAUUGUGUAAGGUCGGCCCUCGCCCAGACUCCUGGUGUUGCCCUGGAGCUGGGAGGGAGGCCGAGGCAGCCCCCGAGGGUGAGCACCCGCUGGGAGGGGGCCUUUUGUCAAGGUCGAUGGUGAGGCUGGGGGUGGGGGUAGCCUGCAAGGCCAUGGCUCACCCGACUGCUUGCUUUCUGGGGACCUCUGUGCGGUGGGAGGGGUCUUUUAGUGCCCUGAUGACUUGAUGUUUUUUUCUCUCCCUUCCCAGCCAGUGUAAGGGGCUAGAGAUCUGUAAUUUCUCUGUGAGAAAGUCUGAAGGGGGCUAGGCCUGGCGUCCACCCCCUCCACAGCGGAGCUGGGUUCCCACUGCCUGCCGCCGUCUUCGUGGGGUCGCCCACCACUGGGCCACUGGCAGGCCCUGGAGAGGGAAGGGGAGCCGUGGGGGGCAGCGAGGGCCGCUGGCGGAUCAGAGGUGUGGCAGGAGCCGAGCUGGAGUGAGAGCCAUCCUUUGUUCUGCUCAUGGACACACGCAAGCCUGUUUCCAUUACUUCACUUGAUUGACCGACCAGUGGGGGGUUCAUCUGAGCCAGUAUCUCCCCAAGACUUAGGUGGGCCUGUGUCACGAGGCACUGGGUUGAGGCCACCUGCCAAAGCUCAGCUUGGAGCUAGCCGAGCGGGUUUUGCUUUUUUUUUUUUUUUUUAAUGAUUUUUUUCUGUACCCACUCCUGUGGGUGGGAUUGCCCAUUUUUCUUUCUUGACUGGCCCAGGAGCGCCCCCUGGAGGUCAAAGGAGCGACACGUGCCCGAGGACCAGAACUUCCCACCUCCUGCUCUCCUGCGGAAGGCAGAGGAUGGGGGGCUCUGGCUUUAGAUCAGAUUGCAGCCCCCUGUCUCUCUUCCUCAGGGUACCAGCGACCUGUAAGGGCCUUCUCUCUCUUCCAUUUCCCCACCUGUUUUGCAGUCUUAAGACCAUUGUACAUAAUAUUCAUAUUAUAUAUAUAUAUAAUACGAUGUGUAUAUUAUAUAUAUAUAAUAUCCAUCCAUAUAUGUAUGGAGAGAGAGCGUGCGUGCGUUAGUGACUGUAUGUGAUUUUUAUUUAUCAGCACUUGGUGGCCUUUAUUGUGAGUUUGUUUCCUUUUUUAUUUCUGGUGGUGUUGUUGAGGGAACCUGCUGGUUCCCUGUGGCAGUCUGGCAGCCAAACAGUCCCAGGGCAGGUACGUGGAGGGACGGUGGCUUCAGAGGAGAGCCAGCCCCUUCCCCUCCUCCUCACUGACCCUUCUUCUAAAGGUUACAGGGUUCAAACGUAGCUGACUAUUCUUGUCAUUAGCGUUAUUGUUGUUUUCGUUUUAGUUUCAUUUUAACCAAAGGUGAUCAGAGCCAGUCGGGCUUGGACCUCAGCUGCUGGAAAGAUUUUCCGUUUCUGGGAGGACCCCCUCGGGCCUCCUCUGUCCAGGGCUGGGGGGGGUGUGUGUGUGUGUGAUUGAAGGUGUGGUGUGGGAGGCAGAGCAGAGGCCGGCCCCGGGGUGGUUCUCAAGGUGGUGGGGAGGGUGACAGACCCAUCUUUAGUGUUAAGACAUAAGGCGACAGUGUAAGUAUUGGGGUUGGGGGGGAAUAAUCCAGGUGACCGUGGCAGUCGGUGUCCGGUGGUAUUAUUUAUGCUUCCCCCCUCGUGUACAUAGGAUGUUUGUCUCGGGGACUAGGGUGCUCUAGUUUGUCCAGGGAGUCUGGAAGUGACAGGAGCCAGAGAUGGACGCUGGCCAUGCAGCCCCUUCCUGCUGCUUUUCUAUAGCUGUGCUCCCCUGGGGAGCAAGGAUUUGGGGCAGGUGGAUGGGCGUGCGGCAGACCUGCCUCCUGGGCAGGGGCGAGUGGCGGGAGGCGGGGAGCCCGGGUCUGGGCCUGGCUGCCUUUCUCCCCACCAAGUUCUUUUUUUGAGUUUGUUGCCAGUGGGCCCUGCUUGUGCCCUCGCCAUGAGCCCACAGCUUGCCAAGAAAGCCCCCAACGCUCGCUGGGGCAGCACCAGGUCCAGUUGGGAAGAACUGGUCCGUCCUUUGUAAAGCUGUAAAUACUCAAAUUUCUAUUUCUAAGCCCAGUGUCAUAUUGACAUUGGUAUUUUAAGGUCGUUCUCAGAUGGGCUCUCCAGCGCUGCCCUCUCUCACUCUCCUAUUUUGGGGGGGGGGUUUUAUAAAAAGAGAGGAUUGGGGAGAGGCAGGGAGAAGUAGCUUCCUUUCACCUCCCUGGUUGUGGAUCACACACACGCGCACGCACGCACGCGCGCACGCACCUCUGAGACUCCAAACGGGGGAAAAAAAUCAUUGGCAAGUGAACACCUCUUGUUUUCUUGUAGCAAUAUACCUUGAGGUCUCCGAAGGGCCAGUCCAUCGCGGACUGAGCUCCGACCUACGGAGAAGCAAACCACUUUGGCUUGGAAUGGGGGAGAGGGUGUGGGGUGGCAGGUACUCUAUGGUGUAACUUAAGCUAAAUGUAAUCUAUUUAUAAAGCAAGAGAUUCUCAUCUAUUUUUGUGAAAGGAAAGGGUUUUUAAAUCUAGGGUAGGCAGUUAUGGUAGCCCCGCAUUCUCCUGUGAACAAGAUGCAUGUUGCUGCUGGACUGAAUAUAACCAGUGCCCCUCCCGUCCCCCUGGCCUCACUGCCAGGUCACCUGCACCCAUGAGCGGCUUCAGCAGAGCCUAGGUCCCACCUCACCCCACUUCCUUGUUUCUCCACCUCCCCCCCCCCAGCUCCUUGGUCCUUGAAAGUCUUUGAUGGGGGGGGGGGUAACUCCGGGGAGUGGGUGGGUGGUGAGGGAUUCAGAAUCGAGGUCUGGGGUGGGGGGAGGAUGGGAGAUGGGGCACCGGGUGGGGGAUGAGCUCUGCUUCAGAGGGUGGGCUCUGGUCUGCCAAGAUCCAUUUCCGAGUUGGCUGUGUCUGGGGGAAGCUGAGAAGCAGCAGACCGUGGGUGUCCAUGAGACUGUUGGUUCUGGGAGCAUGCGGCUCCCUUGGGGCCUGGGCCCUACAGGGUCCCAGGCUGCAGGGUCCCAGGCUGUCAGGCAGCCGGAGCAGGUAUGGGAGUGCUCCAGGAGACGCCCACCACCCAGCCCCAGCUGUGCUUGCUCCAGGCCGGGGUCCGGGCUGCAGCCCUUGGUGUGCUCCUCCAGGGCCUGGGGCAGGGACUGGGCGCCUGGGGCUUCCUCAGACCCGGGUUCACCAUCUCAGCACACCGAGCUCUGGUUCUAGAAGGGCAUCCUCCUGGCACGGGGGAGUCUGGGGGCAGCUGGGUGGGUAUGGGUCAAGGCAAAUUCUCUCUGAAAGGGAGCUUCCCUUUGGGUGGAGGAUUUCCAGGUUCGGGGUGGCCUGUGUGUUAGUCUUGGGCGAAUCCCCCACCAUUCCCGCUGCCCGGCCCUCAAAGAAACGAGGCCAGGCACCAUCCCCACCCCCAGCAAGACCCCUUCGUGGACAUUUUAGCAUCUACCUGAUUUUUAGCCCCAUCCAGGGAGACUUUGUAUCCCGCAGUCCCAUCCCACCCCACUGUUGCUGUUUGUCUGCCCAUUGGGUCUAGUGUCAAGGGGAAAGGGGGAGGGUUUAUACUCAUUGAAAGACUACUGAUCCUACCGGAAACCAACCUGUUUACUGUACUGUUGUAAAUAUCAUGCCCUUUAUAUCCUGUAUAUUGGCUUCUUUUAAAUAAAGUGAAAUGUCUUAGAA
This is a messenger RNA of Nyctereutes procyonoides (raccoon dog), 6381 nucleotides long. RefSeq names its product intermediate filament family orphan 2 (gene IFFO2). The record is from RefSeq and is a predicted model, not a curated record. The transcript has 9 exons. NCBI's taxonomy places the organism in Eukaryota, Metazoa, Chordata, Mammalia, Carnivora, Canidae. The coding region runs from base 246 to 1853 and encodes 535 amino acids.